Molecule: messenger RNA, 2116 nt
Organism: Etheostoma cragini (Arkansas darter)
Lineage: Eukaryota; Metazoa; Chordata; Actinopteri; Perciformes; Percidae
Gene: dnajc3a
Product: DnaJ (Hsp40) homolog, subfamily C, member 3a
Exons: 12
Coding region: 189-1700 (503 amino acids)
Biological process (GO): protein folding in endoplasmic reticulum
Cellular component (GO): endoplasmic reticulum
Molecular function (GO): misfolded protein binding; protein-folding chaperone binding
Source: RefSeq, a predicted model, not a curated record
GGUGGGCGGUGUUUUCCAAAGAAUCCAGCCAAUCACAGUCACCCACGACCGGUCGCUUGAGUUCGCUGUGACUGGGGAAAGAGAAGCUAUGUUGAACACAUGGGACUGUUGAGAAUUAGGCGAAACAUAGUUAGAAUAACAUCAGCCGGGACAUAACGAGAUUGGACCUGUCUGAUGCAAAUCUAAUCAUGGUUUCCAUCGACCAUGUCGCUAGCAAAAUACUGACUUACAUCCCAUAUGUUCUUGUUUUGAUUGAUAUGAGAUAUGAAGGAGUGAAAUGUGGCAGGGACGGGAGUGUGGACAAUCAUAUGGAGAUGGGGAAGAAACUGCUAGCUGCUGGCCAGCUAGCCGAUGCCCUCUCUCAUUUUCAUGCGGCUGUGGAUGGAGAUCCCAAGAACUACAUGGCCUACUACAGGAGAGCUACAGUCUUUUUGGCAAUGGGGAAGUCAAAGUCUGCACUUCCAGAUUUGAGCAAAGUUAUUGAACUAAAACCAGACUUCACAUCUGCACGCCUUCAGAGAGGAAAUCUCCUUCUGAAGCAGGGGAGACUAGAUGAAGCGGAGAGUGACUUUAAGAAAGUGCUGAAGUCCAACCCUAGUGACAAAGAGGAGCGGGAAGCCCAGAGUCUGCUGACAAAGUCGGAUGAAAUUCAGCGGCUGGUGGCUCAGGCACGCAGCAGCUUCGACAGGCAGGAUUAUGUGACAGCUGCUGUCCAGCUUGACACUGUCAUUGAGACUUGCGUUUGGGAUGUGACCUCUCGUGAGAUUCGAGCCGAGUGUUUUAUUCAAAUGGGGGAGAAUGGAAAGGCCAUCAGUGACCUCAAAGCUGCAUCCAAGCUAAAGAGUGACAAUACCCAAGCUUUUUACAAACUCAGCACCAUCUACUAUAAUCUUGGAGACCAUGAGAUGUCCCUCACUGAAGUACGUGAGUGCCUGAAGCUUGAUCCUGAUCACAAACAGUGUUACAGCCAUUACAAGCAGGUCAGGAAGCUCAACAAACAGAUCCAGUCUGCAGAGGAACUCAUCCAAGAGCAGAGGUAUGAAGACGCAGUGAGCAAAUAUGAGGCAGUGAUGAAGACCGAGCCCAACGUGCACCAUUUCUCUCUCCUUGCCAAGGAGCGGAUGUGCCAUGCGUUGACACAGGGCCAGCAGGCUAGCAGAGCUAUCUCAGUGUGUGGCGAAGUCCUCCAGUCGGACCCAGAGAACGUUAACGUGCUGAAGGACAGAGCUGAGGCCUAUGUCCAAGAGGAAGAGUACGAGGAAGCUAUUAAGGACUAUGAGACUGCUGCGAAACACAGCGAGAAUGACCGCCAGAUAAAAGAAGGUCUAGAGAAAGCUCAACGACUUCUCAAACAGUCUCAGAAGAGGGAUUAUUAUAAGAUCCUGGGAGUGAAGAGAACUGCCCAGAAGAAGGAGAUCAUCAAAGCCUACAGGAAACUGGCACAACAGUGGCAUCCAGACAACUUCCAGGAUCCAGAGGAAAAGAAGAAGGCUGAGAAGAAGUUCAUAGACAUCGCUCAGGCUAAAGAGGUUCUCACUGACCCAGAGAUGAGAACCAAGUUCGACCAAGGAGAGGACCCCAUGGAUCCGGAGAGCCAGCAGGGUCGUCAUCAUCAGCACUUCCAUGGAGGCUACCAGGGCUUCCAGGGUUUCAAUCCGUUUGGCUCUGGACCCUUUAACUUUAAAUUCAACUUCAACUAAGGAAACUCAUGUCCAGCACAGCUGGAGCGGAUUUUCGUAUUUUCCUCCCUAUUUAAAAGGGAGAUCACUGGCAUGAGGAAUGUCAGAAAUGUCAUCAGUCUCACAAAAUGCGGAGCCAAUUGUGACUUUGAAUUCAGUGACCUUAAAUUAAAUAUGCAUCUUUGUUGUUGAUGAUACAACUUUGAAUUUCAUUUGGGGAAGGUCUGUUGCUAUGCUAACAAAUAUGUUCCAUGUGUGAACCAGCUUUUAUCUCUUUAAGUAUAAGUGGUUAAUUCUGACACUUGCAUCUUUUCCACAUCUUUACAAUUCACAUCCAUUCUUAAGAGUCAAUUUGCACAUAGGUACAGUACUAUUUUUAUAUGAAUGGAGUUUUUCAGAACUGUAAAUAAAGAGCUAUUUAUGUACCUUAAAUUGAA